AUGGGCCAGUCCCAGUCGUCAAAUUCCACGGAUCAGAAUGCUCAAGCAGCCCAGUCGGAGCAAAAGACAGACUACUAUGAGCUCUUAGGGAUAACACGAGGGGCAACCGAGGAUGAAAUCAAAAAGGCAUAUCGGAAAAAGGCCCUCGAGCUACAUCCGGAUCGGAACUAUGGAAACGUCGAGGAGGCUACCCGGUUGUUUGCCGAGAUUCAAUCCGCAUACGAAGUCCUUUCCGAUCCCCAAGAGCGGGCAUGGUAUGAUUCGCAUAGUGAGGUGUUCCUUGGAACGAACGGAUCAUCGGAGGAUCAGCACUCGUACAACAUCCGUCUGACAACAGCGGAGGAUGUUCUCAAGGUCUUCGCCAAGUUCAGCCCUCGUAUGGAAUUCUCCGACUCGCCCACGGGAUUCUUUGGGGGGCUCCAGGAGCAAUUUGCCCAGCUGGCUCUAGAAGAGCGCCUCGCGUGUCAAUGGGAGAACCAGGAGGUGGUCGACUAUCCCAGCUUUGGAUCUCGCGACGAUGAUUUCGAGUCCGUUGUCCGGCCCUUCUACGCAGCCUGGAGCGGCUUCUCCACCUGCAAGUCGUAUGCUUGGAAGGAUGCCUACCGAUAUUCGGAGGCUCCGGAUCGUCGCGUGCGGAGGAUGAUGGAGAAAGAAAACCGGCGGCUGCGUGAAGAAGCUAUUCGGGAAUUCAACGACGCGGUCCGGUCGUUGGUGGCGUUUGUCAAGAAGCGAGACCCGCGAUACCGGGCGAACGCGCAAAAUGAUGCCCAGCGCCAGGAAGCCCUUCGUCAGUCAGUGGCAGCCCAGGCCGCUCGGUCACGCGCGCAGAAUCAAGCGAAAAUGGCAGACUUUGUCCUCCCCGAGUGGGCCCGAUCCGAGGAACCAACCUUGGAGGAGGAAGGGGACAGUGAGGAAAGUGAGAUUGAGGUGGAGAGCUUCGAGUGCAUCGUGUGCAACAAGCAAUUCAAGAGUCAGAAACAGUUUGAGGCCCACGAGCGGAGCAAAAAACACAUCAAAGCCGUCAAACAGCUCCGUCGGGACAUGCAAUUACAAAAUGACGCAUUGGACCUAGAUCCCACUGGCUCGGUGGAAUCACCUGGUUUGGCUUCACCAUCAAUAGAACUCAUUGCAGACGACGCCAGCAUUGGGUACGCAGACGACCACAGUGUUGAGCGCGAGCCUUUGGCCAUCCAGCGCGAGCCGCCGCUCCAGAAGAAGCGUGAUUCCGAUUCCAAAUCAAGUAUGUCGGGAGAAAAGCAUGACGACGGGGACGAUAAUGAGGAUGUACUUUCCCAGGAUGAGCGAGGCAAGCAAGCCCCGUCUCGAGACUCUCUCGAUUCUGUCGACGAGGACUACGCCUCCAGAGAGGCUGUCCAAAGCAGAUUCCGCUCGGAUCUCGACUCAAACGCCAGUGGGGAUCCCAUGACUCCACUGACCGAAGAAUUAUCUGCCACGGAUAUCAACGACCGAUCGUCCGUGGCAUCGAAACCGGGCAAGGCGAAACAAAGACGGGCCAAAAAGGCGGCUCGUGAAUCAGCAGAGUCCACCGACUUCUCGUGCACGAAUUGCCAUGCCAGCUUCCCGUCCAAAACGAAACUAUUUGCUCAUCUGAAAGAUCAUCCAGAUCACGCUCAGUUACGGAAAGCGCCUGCAAAGGGUAGGAAACGAUGA
Messenger RNA from Penicillium oxalicum, 1671 nucleotides. Its product is annotated as putative C2H2 finger domain protein. The record is from RefSeq and is a predicted model, not a curated record. Gene Ontology annotation, molecular function: nucleic acid binding; zinc ion binding. NCBI's taxonomy places the organism in Eukaryota, Fungi, Ascomycota, Eurotiomycetes, Eurotiales, Aspergillaceae. Gene Ontology annotation, cellular component: cytoplasm. The transcript has 2 exons. Bases 1 to 1671 code for a protein of 556 amino acids.